CUCUCUUUCUCUGCAUGCUGGCCAGUCCUCUGCAGCUCAUGCAGCAGAUAAGUUGUGUCUGCUAUCAGUGUCUCUCUCUGCACAGAACCACAUGUAGCGGAUCUGCUUUAGUGAGGAAGGAAGAGCACUGAAGGGGAAAAAAGGGAGAUACUGUAGGAGGAGCGUGAAGGAAAGAGGGCAGCCGGCGCAACAGUUUUACACCGCUACAAUAGGAGAGGCGUGUUAGAGAGAGAGAGAGAGAGAGAGAGCAGUACAAGCAGAGGACUCGCUGCAGUGCAGGUGGAUCACAUCUGAAGAGGAAGAGGAGGCAGAAACUCUAAUUGGCUGUCGAGCAGGUGAGAGUCAGAGCGGCGGCCACAGAGCGAGCGAGAGAGAGGUGAAGCAGGCAUGAGCGCGGACAGCCAUCCGGAGGUGGUGACCACCCCUCCCCCGCCCGGUGGAGGGACUAAGGAGCGCUACUUCGACCGGGUCAACGUCAACGAUCCGGAGUACAUCAGGGCCAGGAACAUGUCGCCCGACCUCCGGCAGGACUUCAAUGUCCUGGAGCAGAAGAAACGUGUCACGCAGAUCUUACAGAGUCCCGCCUUCAAGGAGGAGUUGGAGGGUCUGAUCCAGGAGCAGCAGCGGAAAGGGAACAACCCCACCGGCCUGCUGGCCCUCAGACAGAUCGCUGACUUCUUCAUGGCCAGCUCCGUGGCCGGCUUCAACUCCUCCCCCCUCAGUCUGGGGUCGGUCACUCCCAUCAACGACAUGUACGGAGUGGAAUCCACCACGAUGGUGAAAGGCGAGAAGCCGACGCGCUGUAAACUGGCCAGCCUCUACAGAUUGGUGGACCUGUUCAACUGGGCCCACUUCGCCAACGCCUACAUCACGGCUCGAGUCAGUAAAGAGCAAGACCACAUCCUCAUCAUGCCCAGAGGACUGUCAUUCGCUGAAGCGUCUGCAUCAAACCUGGUGAAGGUCAACAUCCUCGGGGACGUGAUCGAACAGGGCUCCACCAACCUGAGGAUCGACCCCUCGGGUUUCAGCCCCCACGCCGCCAUCUACUCCAUGCGUCCAGACAUCCGCUGCGCCAUACACGUGCAGACUCCUGCCAUGUCUGCUGUGUCAUCUAUGAAGUGUGGCAUCCUGCCCAUUUCCCAGGAGUCAUUGACCCUGGGUGACAUCGCCUACUACAACUACCAGGGCAGCCUCGACGACCCGGAUGAGCGCAGAGAGCUGCAGAAGGCCCUGGGGCCUACGGCGAAGGUUUUGGUGCUGAGGAAUCACGGCCUGGUUGCUCUCGGGGAGUCCAUCGAAGACGCCUUUAACUACAUCUACAUUGCCCAAUAUGCCUGCGAAAUCCAGGUGCAUGCCAUCUCGUGUGCUGGCAGCGUGGACAACCUGAUAGUGCUGGACCGGGCGGCGUACAAAUCGCGAGUGCAGGACGUGGUCACAGGGGGCGGUGUCAACAUGGAUGGCAGUUACAAAUGGAAGGUUGGCGAGCUGGAGUUUGAGUCUCUGAUGAGGAUGCUGGAUAACCUGGGCUACAGGACAGGUCACGCCUACAGGCACCCUAUCAUCCGAGAGAAGCCAAGGCACAAGAGCGACGUGGAGAUCCCCGCCACGGUCACCGCGUUCAUGUUCGAGGAGGACGGGGACAGCCUCGCCACCCGGCUGCCCUACAAGUUCCUGCAGCAGCGGCAGCAGAGGGAGAAGACGCGCUGGCUCAACUCGCCCAACAGCUACACCAAGGUCAACGUGGACGGCGGUGGAGAGGAGCGCUACAACAGCCGGACAACCACGUGGAUGAAGGCGGAGGAGACGGGAACCCCGAUCCGGAUCGAGGACCCCAAUCAGUUUGUCCCUCUGAACACAGACCCCAGCGAAGUGCUGCAGAAGAGGAACAAAAUCAGACAGCAGAACCAGUUUGAUAUGAUGUCGUCGGGGCCGCGCUCUCAGCACCUUGCAGGCAUCCCUGUCGAUGAACCGCGACGGGAUCUGGUGCAGAUAAACGUUCUGCCAUACGUGCCCACAGAGGAGGAGCAGAUGGCUCCCCUGCCUCCCAACCCCUUCAGUGAGCUGUCACAGAAGGAGAUGCAGGAGUACCGCAAGAACGUGGAGAGGAGGCAACUAGGCCUCAGUGAUGGAGAGCACGAGCACGAGCUAACCUCCGACGACGGCUCCACUCUCUCUCAGUCUCUGUCUCUCACCCAGUCCCCGCAAAGCACUCCAGCUAAAGAAGACAACCACACGGGCCUGAUGAACGGCAAAGACAACCACGGCGACGUGGACGAGGAGCUGUCCAAGCGCGUCAGCCAGCUGACCACCAGCGUGGAGAGCAUGGAAAUCACGGUGCGCUCGGGCGAGAAGAUCGAGGAGGCGCUGUCCCCCGAGAGCUCGCCCUCCAAGUCGCCCAACACCAAGAAGAAGAAGAAGUUCCGCACCCCGUCCUUCCUGAAGAAGAACAAAAAGAAAGAGAAGACGGAGGCCUGAGAGCUGACGGGCAGCGGGGGGGAAGAAGAAAGAGGGGCGGCAGCCACCUUCUCUGUUUAAUGUCUGUGUUUUUAUUUUGUCUCCGUUUUCAAUGUCCUUUUAUGUUUUUAAUUUUAUUUGAAUUUUUUUAACAAAAGGUUUUAUGAACAAAAGGCAGAAGAACGGAUCACAUAAAAAAUGUAUUGGUUUGCAACUAAAAAAAAAGACAAGAAUGUCUGUGAAAUUUUGGGAUGGGCACGUUGGUCCACAAAUUAAAGUUGCAGCAGGUGACUCAGGUGGGUGUUGGGUGUCUACACAUCUCAUCACCUAUCUAUGCAGUACUCCAACAGGGCUUCUUGGAAGCAAUAAACUGUCAUUUGAAGCCAUUUCGAUCCUGAAUAACUGGCUCCUCCUGUGUUGUUUUGCCGAGCUCAACAUAGAACUUGAAACCAACUCGCUUUUUUUUUGCCUCAAAAUCCAAUUUUAUGAAAUGAUUGGUUUGCAACAUGAGUUAUAAAACUGCACAAGUUGAAACUAAACUUUUUUUUAAAGACUCCCCCGGUCUUUUUUUAAAGGUUUUGUUUUUACGUUCUGGUCACCUGACUCUGCAUAGGGAACUGAGAGGCCACAUGAAAUUUGAAGUCACACUGGAAAACCGGUCUCAGAAUGAACAGCCACGGGGUUUGUGUUGAUUUAUUUACUGUGAGAGACGCUUUCGCUCCGCUCUCUCACACUCUUUUCUUCCGCCGAUUGUGGUUGAACUAGAAGACGAGUUAAAGACUGGACUGGAAAAGAUAGUGAGGAUGAAGGCCGGCAGUUUAUCACAACUAAGUUGACAUAAUCUCAAAGAGCCGCUGACUUGCUAGAAUAUUUAUGUAGCAUUUUCAUAUCUUCUCUUCAUCUCGAUGUGUUUCUUUGCCAAACUAAAUGGAAGAAAGAAAGAAGAAACAAUCUCGUUUUAGCGAAGCGUCACUGUUUGUGUCUAGUUUGUCAUCUCAUGAAAUCUUUUUUUAUUGAACACAAAUUUAGCCGACUCUGUUUUGUACUCAUUUUACAGAGAUUUACAGAUGUUACGCAUGUUUUCUCUUUUUGCAAGAACUGAAUUUAUAUGGCUGGCUAUGUUCUGUAGUGAUGCCUGUUUGCUCAAAUUAUAUUCUAAUCUUCAGAGUACACAAAGUUACUAUAUAACACAGAUAUAUGAAAACUGGAUAUGUUGGCUAUAGAUUUUUAACUAUAUAUUUUUUAUUUUUUAUUGAGCUGCACUUUUCUCGUGGUAUAUAACACAUUUUAGUUGCAGGUGGUUUCACCAGUGAAGGAGAUUGUGAAGUAUUUGGUAAAAGUUGUGCAAGUAGCAAGCGAGGCGUGGUGUCGGAGAAAAAGGUCAGGACCCAGAAAGUGAGUCGAAUGAGGAAAGAAUAGUCUUUCAUUGGUGUCGCACACGUGAGAAACGAUCUCUACUUCUCAACAAAACAGGAAGUGUAGUGCUGAAAUACUACGUCCAACUAUCUGCCGUCGCCAGCUGAAAUGAGAAUCGUGGAGCAGUGACAUCUUUUGAUUGGUGUGUUUGUGUGUUUUGUUUUUAAAGCCAUAUUGUAAUUUUUUUCCUCCUCCAUUGUUUUUAAUGAUGAGACAAGGGUUGCGACUCUCGGCUGCCUGCUCGGGCGUCAAGGACCCUAACAAGACCUCUGUUAAAUCACCCCAGUGACUGCAUCGACGCCCCUCAGGCUCCCAGAAACUUUAUUUUUUUCAGUAGCUACAUUCAACAGCAGCUACGCUUCCUCUCGCUUAAUUUGCCAUCUAUUUCCUCCUGGAACUGGAACAUUAUAAGGAGGUCACGUGGACGUUUUACUUGAUUGCUCUGCGAGCCCAGUCGUCAUUUCAGCUUCUAAAGCCUCCCCCUCAUGUAAUUUCUCCAGUAAACACGAUCGUGUUGUAACUGUCAGAUGACCCACAGUUGAACUCUGCAAAGCCAAAGUGUGAUGGGUUGCCACACAUCCUCCCCCCGCAGUUUAACCAGAUGUACCCAUAUCCCAGCUAGCAAUGUGAAGUAUUGGAUUUGAGGGGGAGGAAGGGAGGGAGGGUUUAGGGACACAUCUUUAGCUGUGUUAAACGAUAGCUUUUGGCUCCAGGCAAAGAGCUGAGGUCACACAACGAAGAGAUGGAGAAGGGAGGUGUGAGUUUGGAAAUGGAAGUGCAUAUGUGUGUGUGUAGUAGAGAGGGUUAGGACAACCUGACACUAACACACCAUGUUUUUAUCACUCAGACUGUCUUCUUUCAUACCAUCUCUCCUCCCGGAAACCUUUUUUUCAUCCUCCAUUUGUAUCGCAGUUCUUUUUUUCUUUUAGUUUGCAGAGAGCACUAGGCUUUUUUUUUUUAUUAACCAUUUUAUGAGCAUAAAUUGCUCCCAGGUGAACUGAAUGUGCAUUGCAUCCUUUUUAUUUUCUCCUCUUCUGUUUCCGACUGUUUGCACCUUGCUUUACUAAUGCCUCUCUAUCCACUUUUUUUUCUGUUUUUAAAAAAAAAAGAACAAGUUUUUGCUUUGGCAUGCCAGAAUGAGCCAAGCUACUUUGUGACCUGUGAAAAUCCUAUAUAAAUGGUUAUCUAAUGGAGUUGCUUUUAGAUGUAUUGCUAAUCAGUGUAAAUUCACAAAUAAAACUGUAUUUUAAGAAA
Messenger RNA from Sebastes umbrosus (honeycomb rockfish), 5124 nucleotides. RefSeq names its product adducin 3 (gamma) a (gene add3a). The coding region runs from base 388 to 2475 and encodes 695 amino acids. Lineage: Eukaryota; Metazoa; Chordata; Actinopteri; Perciformes; Sebastidae. The record is from RefSeq and is a predicted model, not a curated record. Gene Ontology annotation, molecular function: actin filament binding. Gene Ontology annotation, biological process: barbed-end actin filament capping. Gene Ontology annotation, cellular component: cytoskeleton; plasma membrane; postsynaptic density. The transcript has 16 exons.